Xenia sp. Carnegie-2017 is the source of this 15365-nucleotide messenger RNA. RefSeq lists its product as uncharacterized. The transcript is spliced from 65 exons. Bases 161 to 15166 code for a protein of 5001 amino acids. The record is from RefSeq and is a predicted model, not a curated record. NCBI's taxonomy places the organism in Eukaryota, Metazoa, Cnidaria, Anthozoa, Malacalcyonacea, Xeniidae. Gene Ontology annotation, cellular component: membrane.
UAACAGUUCACAGCACAGUUGCGGAAGUAUUUUUAAAAACAGCUGGAGGUUAUCGCUGUCCAGCAAUAAAAAGAGUUCACUGGAGAAUUUUGAGCCUGUAUUGAAUAUUGAAUAAAGUUAUUGAUAGAAAGAAGUGAGAAAGAAUAUAGGAACCUUGAUAAUGAUGAUGAUGAACUAUAUAUUGAAAGAUAUAAGCACCAGCAAUUCACUUACAAUGAUCAAGUUCAUAGUUUUCCUGUUAGUCCGUACUACAUUAUCACAAGACGAGCCAGUUCGACUUCAAGGACCAAAAAGCGGAGAAGGAAUUGGUCGUGUAGAAAUAUUCUACAAUGGAGAAUGGGGCACAAUUUGUGACGAUUUGUGGGAUUUGCAAGAUGCUAUGGUUGUAUGUCGUCAACUUCGUUAUAAGAGUGUAGUAAAGGCUUUACAAGGAAGUUCAGUUCCUGAUGGUACUGGAAAGAUAUGGUUAGAUAAUGUUGCUUGUACGGGUUCAGAAGUUAAUGUAUCUAGUUGUUCACAUAAUGGAUGGGGAAAACACAACUGUGGACAUUAUGAAGAUGCUGGUGUAGAAUGUCUUACAUACGAGCCAGUUCGACUUCGAGGACCAAGAAGCGGAGAAGGAAUUGGUCGUGUAGAAAUUUUCUACAAUGGAGAAUGGGGCACAAUUUGUGACGAUGGUUGGGAUUUGCAAGAUGCUAUGGUUGCAUGUCGUCAACUUGGUUAUGGUAGUGCAGCAAAGGCUUUACAAGGAAGCUCUGUUCCUGAUGGUAGUGGAAAGAUAUGGUUGGAUAAUGUUGCUUGUACGGGCUCAGAAAAUAAUGUAUCUAGUUGUUCACAUAUUGGAUGGGGAAAACACGAUUGUGGACAUUAUGAAGAUGCUGGUGUAGAAUGUUCAUCAUUUCGACUUCAAGGACCAAGAAGAGGCGAAGGAAUUGGACGUGUAGAAAUAUUCUACAAUGGAGAAUGGGGCACAAUUUGUGACGAUGGUUGGGAUUUGCAAGAUGCUAUGGUUGUAUGUCGUCAACUUGGAUUUAAUGGUGCAGUAAAAGCUUUACACGGAAGCUCUGUUCCUGAUGGUAGUGGAAAGAUAUGGUUAGAUGAUGUUGUUUGUACGGGUUCAGAAGUUAAUGUAUCUAGUUGUUCACAUAAUAGAUGGGGAACACACAAUUGUGGACAUUAUGAAGAUGCUGGUGUAGAAUGUGUAGCAUUGCGACUUCAAGGACCAAGAAGCAGCGAAGGAAUUGGUCGUGUAGAAAUUUUCUACAAUGGAGAAUGGGGCACAAUUUGUGACGAUGAUUGGCAUUUGCAAGAUGCUAUGGUUGUAUGUCAUCAACUUGGAUAUAAUAGAGCAGUAAAGGCUUUACAAGGAAGUUCUGUUCCUGAUGGAAGUGGAAAGAUAUGGUUAGAUGAUGUUGCUUGUACGGGUUCAGAAGUUAAUGUAUCUAGCUGUUCACAUAAUGGAUGGGGAACACACAACUGUGGACAUAGUGAAGAUGCCGGUGUAGAAUGUCUAACAUAUGAGCCAAUUCGACUUCAAGGACCAAGAAGCAGGGAAGAAAUUGGUCGAAUAGAGAUUUUCUACAAUGGAGAAUGGGGCACAAUUUGUGAUGAUACUUGGGAUUUGCAAGAUGCUAUGGUUGCAUGUCGUCAACUUAGAUUUAAUGGUGCAGUAAAAGCUUUACAAGGAAGCUCUGUUCCAGAUGGUAGUGGAAAGAUAUGGUUAAAUAACGUUGGUUGUACGGGUUCAGAAGUUAAUGUAUCUAGUUGUUCACAUAAUGGAUGGGGAACACACGACUGUGGACAUUAUGAAGAUGCUGGUGUAGAAUGUCUAACAUACGAGCCAGUUCGACUUCAAGGACCAAGAAGCAGCGAAGGGAUUGGUCGUGUAGAAAUACUCUACAAUGGAAAAUGGGGCACAAUUUGUGACGAUGGUUGGGAUUUGCAAGAUGCUAUGGUUGUAUGUCGUCAACUUGGAUUUAAUGGUGCAGUAAAGGCUUUACAAGGAAGUUCUGUUCCUGAUGGUAGUGGAAGGAUAUUGUUAGAUAAUGUUGCUUGUACGGGUUCAGAAGUUAAUGUAUCUAGUUGUACACACAAUGGAUGGGGAACACACAAUUGUGGACAUGAUGAAGAUGCUGGUGUAGAAUGCCUAACAUACGAACCAGUUCGACUUCAAGGACCAAGAAGAAGCGAGGGAGUUGGUCGAAUAGAAAUUUUUUACAAUGGAGAAUGGGGCACAAUUUGUGACGAUGCUUGGGGUUCGCAAGAUGCUAAGGUUGCAUGUCGUCAACUUGGUUAUGGUAGAGCAGUAAAAGCUUUACAAGGACGUUCUGUUCCUGAUGGUAGUGGAAGGAUUUGGUUAGAUAAUGUUGCUUGUACGGGCUCAGAAGUUAAUGUAUCUAGUUGUAAACAUAAUGGAUGGGGAAGACACAAUUGUGGACAUAGUGAAGAUGCUGGUGUAGAAUGUUCAUUAUUGCGACUUCAAGGACCAAGAAGCAGGGAAGGAAUUGGUCGUGUAGAAAUAUUCUACAAUGGAGAAUGGGGCACAAUUUGUGACGAUGAUUGGGAUUUGCCAGAUGCUAUGGUUGCAUGUCGCCAACUUGGUUAUGGUAGUGCAGUAAAGGCUUUACAAGGAAGUUCUGUUCCUGAUGGUAGUGGAAAGAUAUGGUUACAUGAUGUUGCUUGUACGGGCUCAGAAGUUAAUGUAUCUAGUUGUUCACAUGGUGGAUGGGAAACACACAACUGUAGACAUAGUGAAGAUGCUGGUGUAGAAUGUUCAUCAUACGAUCCUGUUCGACUCCAAGGACCAAGAAGCGGCGAAGGAAUUGGUCGCGUAGAAAUUUUCUAUAAAGAAGAAUGGGGUACAAUUUGUGACUAUGGUUGGGGUUUGGGAGAUGCUAUGGUUGUAUGUCGUCAACUUGGUUAUGGUAGAGCAGUAAAAGCUUUAAGAGGAAGUUCUGUUCCUGAUGGUAGUGGCAAGAUAUGGUUAGAUAAUGUUGGUUGUACGGGUUUGGAAGUUAAUGUAUCUAUUUGUACACAUAAUGGAUGGGGAACACACAAUUGUGGACAUAGUAAAGAUGCUGGUGUAGAAUGUUCAUCAUUUCGACUUCAAGGACCAAAAAGGUAUAAAGGAAUUGGUCGUGUAGAAAUUUUCUACAAUAAGGAAUGGGGCACAAUUUGUGACAAUGGUUGGGAUUUGCAAGAUGCUAUGGUUGCAUGUCGUCAACUUGGAUUUAAUGGUGCAGUAAAAGCUUUACACGGAAGCUCUGUUCCUGAUGGUAGUGGAAAGAUAUGGUUAGAUAAUGUUGUUUGUACAGGCUCAGAAGUUAAUGUAUCUAGUUGUUCACAUAGUGGAUGGGAAACACACAACUGUAGACAUAGUAAAGAUGCUGGUGUAGAAUGUCUUACAUAUGAGCCAAUUCGACUUCAAGGACCAAGAAGCAGGGAAGGAAUUGGUCGAAUAGAGAUUUUCUACAAUGGAGAAUGGGGCGCAAUUUGUGAUGAUACUUGGGAUUUGCAAGAUGCUAUGGUUGCAUGUCGUCAACUUAGAUUUAAUGGUGCAGUAAAAGCUUUACAAGGAAGCUCUGUUCCAGAUGGUAGUGGAAAGAUAUGGUUAAAUAACGUUGGUUGUACGGGUUCAGAAGUUAAUGUAUCUAGUUGUUCACAUAAUGGAUGGGGAACAGACAAUUGUGGACAUUAUGAAGAUGCUGGUGUAGAAUGUGUAGCAUUGCGACUUCAAGGACCAAGAAGCAGCGAAGGAAUUGGUCGUGUAGAGAUUUUCUACAAUGGAGAAUGGGGCACAAUUUGUGACGAUGGUUGGGAUUUGCAAGAUGCUAUGGUUGCAUGUCGUCAACUUGGAUUUAAUGGUGCAGUAAAAGCUUUACAAGGAAGCUCUGUUCCAGAUGGUAGUGGAAAGAUAUGGUUAAAUAACGUUGGUUGUACGGGUUCAGAAGUUAAUGUAUCUAUUUGUACACACAAUAGAUGGGGAACACACAAUUGUAGACAUAGUGAAGAUGCUGGUGUAGAUUGUGUAACAUACAAACCGGUCAGAAUUCAAGGACCAAGAAGCAGUGAAGGAAUUGGUCGAAUAGAAAUUUUAUACAAUGGAGAAUGGGGCACAAUUUGUGACGAUUUUUGGGAUUUGCGAGAUGCUAUGGUUGCAUGUCGUCAAGUUGGUUAUGGUAGAGCAGUAAAGGCUUUACAAGGAAGUUCUGUCCCAGAUGGAAGUGGAAAGAUAUGGUUAGAUGAUGUUGCUUGUACGGGUUCAGAAGUUAAUGUAUCUAGUUGUAAACAUAAUGGAUGGGGAAAACACAAUUGUGAACAUAGUGAAGAUGCUGGUGUAGAAUGUCUAACAUACGAGCCAGUUCGACUUCAAGGACAAAGAAGCAUGGAAGGAAUUGGUCGUGUAGAAAUUUUCUACAAUGGAGAAUGGGGCACAAUUUGUGACGAUGGUUGGGAUUUGCCAGAUGCAAUGGUUGCUUGUCGUCAACUUGGUUAUGGUAGAGCAGUAAAAGCUUUAAAAGGAAGUUCUGUUCCAGAUGGUAGUGGAAAGAUAUGGUUAGAUAACGUUGCUUGUACGGGUUCAGAAGUUAAUGUAUCUAGUUGUUCACAUAAUAGAUGGGGAACACACAAUUGUGGACAUAGUGAAGAUGCUGGUGUAGAAUGUCUAGCAUUGCGACUUCAAGGACCAAGAAGCAGCGAAGGAAUUGGUCGUGUAGAAAUUUUCUACAAUGGAGAAUGGGGCACAAUUUGUGACGAUGGUUGGGAUUUGCCAGAUGCAAUGGUUGCUUGUCGUCAACUUGGUUAUGGUAGAGCAGUAAAAGCUUUAAAAGGAAGUUCUGUUCCAGAUGGUAGUGGAAAGAUAUGGUUAGAUAAUGUCGUUUGUUCGGGUUCAGAAGUUAUUGUAUCUAGUUGUACACAUAAAGGAUGGGGAACACAGGAUUGUGGACAUGGUCAAAAUGCUGGUGUAGAAUGUCUAGCAUUGCGACUUCAAGGACCAAGAAGCAGCGAAGGAAUUGGUCGUGUAGAAAUUUUCUACAAUGGAGAAUGGGGCACAAUUUGUGACGAUGGUUGGGAUUUGCCAGAUGCUAUGGUUGCUUGUCGUCAACUUGGUUAUAUUAGAGCAGUAAAAGCUUUACAAGGAAGUUCUGUUCCAGAUGGUAGUGGAAAGAUAUGGUUAGAUAAUGUCGUUUGUUCGGGUUCAGAAGUUAUUGUAUCUAGUUGUACACAUAAAGGAUGGGGAACACAGAAUUGUGGACAUGGUCAAAAUGCUGGUGUAGAAUGUCUAAUAUUGCGACUUCAAGGACCAAGAAGCAGCGAAGGAAUUGGUCGUGUAGAACUUUUCUACAAUGGAGAAUGGGGCACAAUUUGUGACGAUGGUUGGGAUUUGCAAGAUGCUAUGGUAGCUUGUCGUCAACUUGGUUAUGGUAGAGCAGUAAAGGCUUUAAUAGGAAGUUCUGUUCCAGAUGGUAGUGGAAAGAUAUGGUUAGAUAAUGUUGGUUGUACAGGUUCAGAAGUUAAUGUAUCUAGUUGUAAACAUAAUGGAUGGGAAACACACAAUUGUGGACAUAGUGAAGAUGCUGGUGUAGAAUGCCAAACAUCCAAACCAGUUCGACUUCAAGGACCAAGAAGCAGGGAAGGAAUUGGUCGAAUAGAAAUUUUUUACAAUGGAAAAUGGGGCACAAUUUGUGACGAUGAUUGGGAUUUGCAAGAUGCUAUGGUUGUAUGUCGUCAACUUGGUUAUAGUAGUGCUGUAAAGGCUUUACAAGGAAGUUCUGUUCCUGAUGGCAGUGGAAAGAUAUGGUUAGAUAAUGUUGUUUGUACGGGUUCAGAAGUUAAUGUAUCUAGUUGUUCACAUAAUGGAUGGGAAUCACACAAUUGUGGACAUAGUGAAGAUGCUGGUGUAGAAUGUCUAACAUACGAACCAGUGCGACUUCAAGGACAAAGAAGCAUGGAAGGAAUUGGUCGAAUAGAAAUUUUUUACAAUGGAGAAUGGGGCACAAUUUGUGACGAUAGUUGGGAUUUUCAAGAUGCUAUGGUUGCAUGUCGGCAACUUGGUUAUGGUAGUGCAGUAAAGGCUUUACAAGGAAGUUCUGUUCCUGAUGGUCGUGGAAAGAUAUGGUUAGAUAAUGUUGAUUGUACAGGUUUAGAAGUUAAUGUAUCUAGUUGUACACAUAAUGGAUGGGGAACACACAAUUGCGGACAUAGUGAAGAUGCUGGUGUAGAAUGCCUAACAUUGCGACUUCAAGGACCAAAAAGCAGGGAAGGAAUUGGUCGGGUAGAAAUUUUCUACAAUGGAGAAUGGGGCACAAUUUGUGACGAUGGUUGGGAUUUGCGAGAUGCUAUGGUUGCAUGUCGUCAACUUGGUUAUGGUAGUGCAGUAAAAGCUUUACAAGGAAGCUCUGUUCCUGGUGGUACUGGAAAGAUAUGGUUAGAAAAUGUUGCUUGUACGGGUUCAGAAGUUAAUGUAUCUAGUUGCUCACAUGGUGGAUGGGAAAGACACAAUUGUGGACAUAAAGAAGAUGCUGGUGUAGAAUGUCUAACAUUGCGACUUCAAGGACCAAGAAGUAGCGAAGGAAUUGGUCGUGUAGAAAUUUUCCAUAAAGAACAAUGGGGCACUAUUUGUGACAAUCAUUGGGAUUUUCAAGAUGCUAUGGUUGCAUGUCGUCAACUUGGUUAUGGUAGAGCAGUAAUGGCUUUACAAGGAAGUUCUGUUCCUGAUGGUCGUGGAAAGAUAUGGUUAGAUAAUGUUGAUUGUACAGGUUCAGAAGUUAAUGUAUCUAGUUGUACAAAUAAUGGAUGGGGAACACACAAUUGUGGACAUAGUGAAGAUGCUGGUGUAGAAUGCGUAACAUUGCGACUUCAAGGACCAAGAAGCAGGGAAGGAAUUGGUCGGGUAGAAAUUUUCUACAAUGGAGAAUGGGGCACAAUUUGUGACGAUAGUUGGGAUUUGCGAGAUGCUAUGGUUGCAUGUCGUCAACUUGGUUAUGGUAGUGCAGUAAAAGCUUUACAAGGAAGCUCUGUUCCUGGUGGUACUGGAAAGAUAUGGUUAGAUAAUGUUGCUUGUACGGGUUCAGAAGUUAAUGUAUCUAGUUGCUCACAUGGUGGAUGGGAAAGACACAAUUGUGGACAUAAAGAAGAUGCUGGUGUAGAAUGUCUAACAUUGCGACUUCAAGGACCAAGAAGUAGCGAAGGAAUUGGUCGUGUAGAAAUUUUCCAUAAAGAACAAUGGGGCACUAUUUGUGACAAUCAUUGGGAUUUUCAAGAUGCUAUGGUUGCAUGUCGUCAACUUGGUUAUGGUAGAGCAGUAAUGGCUUUACAAGGAAGUUCUGUUCCUGAUGGUCGUGGAAAGAUAUGGUUAGAUAAUGUUGAUUGUACAGGUUCAGAAGUUAAUGUAUCUAGUUGUACAAAUAAUGGAUGGGGAACACACAAUUGUGGACAUAGUGAAGAUGCUGGUGUAGAAUGCGUAACAUUGCGACUUCAAGGACAAAGAAGCAUGGAAGGAAUUGGUCGAAUAGAAAUUUUUUACAAUGGAGAAUGGGGCACAAUUUGUGACGAUAGUUGGGAUUUUCAAGAUGCUAUGGUUGCAUGUCGGCAACUUGGUUAUGGUAGUGCAGUAAAGGCUUUACAAGGAAGUUCUGUUCCUGAUGGUCGUGGAAAGAUAUGGUUAGAUAAUGUUGAUUGUACAGGUUCAGAAGUUAAUGUAUCUAGUUGUACACAUAAUGGAUGGGGAACACACAAUUGCGGACAUAGUGAAGAUGCUGGUGUAGAAUGCCUAACAUUGCGACUUCAAGGACAAAGAAGCAUGGAAGGAAUUGGUCGAAUAGAAAUUUUUUACAAUGGAGAAUGGGGCACAAUUUGUGACGAUAGUUGGGAUUUUCAAGAUGCUAUGGUUGCAUGUCGGCAACUUGGUUAUGGUAGUGCAGUAAAGGCUUUACAAGGAAGUUCUGUUCCUGAUGGUCGUGGAAAGAUAUGGUUAGAUAAUGUUGAUUGUACAGGUUCAGAAGUUAAUGUAUCUAGUUGUACACAUAAUGGAUGGGGAACACACAAUUGCAGACAUAGUGAAGAUGCUGGUGUAGAAUGCCUAACAUUGCGACUUCAAGGACAAAGAAGCAUGGAAGGAAUUGGUCGAAUAGAAAUUUUUUACAAUGGAGAAUGGGGCACAAUUUGUGACGAUAGUUGGGAUUUUCAAGAUGCUAUGGUUGCAUGUCGGCAACUUGGUUAUGGUAGUGCAGUAAAGGCUUUACAAGGAAGCUCUGUUCCUGAUGGUCGUGGAAAGAUAUGGUUAGAUAAUGUUGAUUGUACAGGUUCAGAAGUUAAUGUAUCUAGUUGUACACAUAAUGGAUGGGGAACACACAAUUGCGGACAUAGUGAAGAUGCUGGUGUAGAAUGCCUAACAUUGCGACUUCAAGGACCAAGAAGCAGGGAAGGAAUUGGUCGGGUAGAAAUUUUCUACAAUGGAGAAUGGGGCACAAUUUGUGACGAUGGUUGGGAUUUGCGAGAUGCUAUGGUUGCAUGUCGUCAACUUGGUUAUGGUAGUGCAGUAAAAGCUUUACAAGGAAGCUCUGUUCCUGGUGGUACUGGAAAGAUAUGGUUAGAAAAUGUUGCUUGUACGGGUUCAGAAGUUAAUGUAUCUAGUUGCUCACAUGGUGGAUGGGAAAGACACAAUUGUGGACAUAAAGAAGAUGCUGGUGUAGAAUGUCUAACAUUGCGACUUCAAGGACCAAGAAGUAGCGAAGGAAUUGGUCGUGUAGAAAUUUUCCAUAAAGAACAAUGGGGCACUAUUUGUGACAAUCAUUGGGAUUUUCAAGAUGCUAUGGUUGCAUGUCGUCAACUUGGUUAUGGUAGAGCAGUAAUGGCUUUACAAGGAAGUUCUAUUCCAGAUGGUAGUGGAAAGAUUUGGUUAGAUAAUGUUGGUUGUACAGGUUCAGAAGUUAAAGUAUCUAGUUGUACACAUGGUGGAUGGGGAACACACUAUUGUGGACAUAGUGGAGAUGCUGGUGUAGAAUGUCUGACAUCGAAUCAGUCUAAAAUCUGUGUCUUUGAACAUGGCCUGGCUACGAGUUUAUGUCCAUGGGACAAUGUUGAGGGAGUUGAUGAUGACGAUUGGACUCUCUCAGAUUUUAAUUCCACCGCAUCGACGUUUGGGCGAUAUCUUUAUUCUCGAGGACGAUUCUAUUCGCCAGGCAAAGCUUGGUUGGUGGGAAAUUAUCAAAAUGACUCUCUCGUGUGCUUUUCAUUUUUGUAUUACAUGAAUAGAAGUGUUUUGUUAAUUUUAAAUAUUUACCAAGAAUAUUUUCACAAUGGAUACAAUCGUUUACUGUGGUCAUUAAGUGGUGAUGAAGGAAACGAGUGGAAAAAAGGCCAAGUCACAGUUAAUUUUACCAUGGGUCUAUCUAGGUUAAUCAUUGAAAGCGUUACAGAUCAUGGCAGUUUUACAUCACUUGCUAAUCUUGCUUUUACCUCUGAGCACUGUGAAACAAUACCAAAGAUAGCCACUCCUAGUAAUGUUUUUAAUUGUUCCAUUGGUUCAUUCUUUUUGUUUCAAAGCAAGAAAUGUGAGAAAUGUCCAACUUCUACAUAUCAACCAUACACAAAUCAAACUCGUUGUCUUACCUGUAAUGAUGGUAAAGGUACCAUCAAUGUUGGCGCAGUGAGUGAACAAGAAUGUAUAAAAGAUUGCAAUUCUGGAUACAUGUACAAUUUCAACCAAUCAGAUUGUGUUCCUUGUCCUAAAAACACUUAUCAACCAAUGAAAAAACAGAUUCAAUGUAACCAAUGUCCACAUGGUACAAUAACGUACACAAAUGAUCCUCACGUUAAUAUAACUGACUGCAAAGAAGAAUGUCGUCCAGGUCAUUACUUUAAUUUGUCUGAGAUGGUUUGUACAAAAUGUCCACGAAACUCGACGCAAGAGAAUAAAGGACAGAUCACAUGUGACGUUUGUCCAAUAAAUCUACCAAUCACAGAGAAGGAAGGAAAAGUUUUUCAGUCAGAUUGUAUUCAAAACUGUGAUCCAGGUUCUUAUUUUAACAAAACGACCUUAAAUUGUACCAAAUGUAAAAAAAAUAGUUAUCAACCACAGACAGGAAAAACAAAAUGUUUUACGUGUGGAAUGAACAAGAUCACCAUAGAAACUGGAGCUAUUGACAAGACACAAUGCAUUGAAGAUUGUUUUGCUGGUUCAUUCUAUUCGUUUCAAACCAACCAAUGUGAAUAUUGUCCAGUGAAUUUUUAUCAACCCAACUUUGGUCAAAUUCAUUGCAUCGCCUGUCGCAAUGGUACAGUUACAGUUGAAAAUGGGGCAAACAGCCAUCUUGACUGUAUCAAAGAAUGCAAUCCAGGAUACAUGUACAAUUUCAACCAAUCAGAUUGUGUUCCUUGUUCUAAAAACACAUAUCAACCAAUGAAAGGACAGAUUCAAUGUAACCAAUGUCCACAUGGUACAAUGACGUACACAGAUGAUCGCCACGUUUAUAUUAACGACUGCAAAGAAGAAUGUCGUCCAGGUCAUUAUUUUAAUAUGUCUGAAAUGGUUUGCGAAAAAUGUCCACGAAACUGGACACAAAACAAAAAAGGACAGAUCACAUGUGAUGUGUGUCCAAUAAAUCUACCAAUCACAGAGAAGAAAGGAACAGUUUUUCAAUCUGAUUGUAUUCAAAAUUGUAAUGCAGGUUCUUAUUUUAACAAAACGACUUUAAAUUGUACCAAAUGUAAAAAAAAUAGUUAUCAACCACAGACUGGAAAAACAAAAUGUUUAACGUGUGGAAUGAACAAGAUCACCAUGGAAACUGGCGCUAUAGACAAGACACAAUGCAUUGAAAAUUGUUCUGCUGGUUCAUUCUAUUCGUUUCAAACCAACCAAUGUGAAUAUUGUCCUGUGAAUUUUUAUCAACCCAACUUUGGUCAAAUACAUUGCAUUGCCUGUCGCAAUGGUACAGUUACAGUUGAAAACGGGACAAUCAGCCAUCUUGACUGUAUCAAAGACUGUAAUCAAGGAUACAUGUACAGUUUCAACCAAUCAGAUUGUGUUCCCUGCCCAAAAAACACAUAUCAACCAAUGAAAGGACAGAUUCGAUGCAACCAAUGUCCACAUGGUACAAUGACGUACACAGAUGAUCGCCACGUUAAUAUUAACGACUGUAAAGAAGUAUGCCUUCCUGGAUAUUACUUUAAUUUGUCUGAAAUGGUUUGUACAAAAUGUCCACGAAACUCAACACAAGAGAACAAAGGACAGAUCACAUGUGACGUGUGUCCUAUAAAUCUACCAAUCACAGAGAAGGAAGGAACAGUCUUUCAAUCUGAUUGUAUUCAAAAUUGUAAUGCAGGUUCCUAUUUUAACAAAACAACUUUAAAUUGUACCAAAUGUAAAAGAAAUAGUUAUCAACCACAGACUGGAAAAACAAAAUGCUUUACGUGUGGAACAAACAAGAUCACCAUGGAAACUGGAGCUAUUUAUAAGGCAAAAUGCAUUGAAGACUGCGAUCCAGGAUACAUGUACAAUUUCUACCUAUCAGAUUGUGCUCCUUGUCCAAAAAACACAUAUCAACCAACGAAAGGACAGAUUCAAUGUAACGAAUGUCCACAUGGUACAAUUACGUACACAGAUGAUCCUCACGUCAAUAUAUCCCACUGUAAAGAAGAAUGUCGUCCAGGUCAUUAUUUUAAUUUUUCUGAAAUGGUUUGUACAAAAUGUCCGCGAAACUCGACACAAGAGAACAAAGGACAGAUUACAUGUGAGGUGUGUCCAAUAAAUCUACCAAUCACAGAGAAGGAAGGAAGUGUUUUUCAAUCAGAUUGUAUUCAAAAUUGUAAUGCAGGUUCCUAUUUUAACAAAACGACUUUAAAUUGUACGAAAUGUAAAAGAAAUAGUUAUCAACCACAGACAGGAAAAACAAAAUGUUUUACGUGUGGAAUGAACAAGAUCACCAUAGAAACUGGAGCUAUUUACAAGACACAAUGCAUUGAAGAUUGUAAUGCAGGUUCCUAUUUUAACAAAACGACUUUAAAUUGUACCAAAUGUAAAAGAAAUAGUUAUCAACCACAGACUGGAAAAACAAAAUGUUUUGCGUGUGGAAUGAACAAGAUCACCAUAGAAACUGGAGCUAUUAACAAGAGACAAUGCAUUAAAGACUGCAAUCCAGGAUACAUGUACAAUUUCUACCAAUCAGAUUGUGUUCCUUGUCCAAAAAACACAUAUCAACCAAUGAAAGGACAGGUUCAAUGUAACCAAUGUCCACAUGGUACAAUUACGUACACAGAUGAUCCACACGUCAAUAUAUCCCACUGUAAAGAAGAAUGUCGUCCAGGUCAUUAUUAUGAUUUUUCUGAAAUGGUUUGUACAAAAUGUCCACGAAACUCGACACAAGAGAAGAAAGGACAGAUCACAUGUGACGUGUGUCCAAUAAAUCUACCAAUCACAGUGAAGGAAGGAACGGUUUUUCAAUCAGAUUGUAUUCAAAAUUGUAAUGCAGGCUCUUACUUUAACAAAACGACUUUAAAUUGUACGAAAUGUAAAAGAAAUAGUUAUCAACCACAGACAGGAAAAACAAAAUGUUUUACGUGUGAAAUAGACAAGAUCACCAUAGAAACUGGAGCUAUUGACAAGACACAAUGCAUUGAAGAUUGUUCUGCUGGUUCAUUCUACUCGUUUCAAACCAACCAAUGUGAAUAUUGUCCAGUGAAUUUUUAUCAACCCAACUUUGGUCAAAUUCAUUGCAUUGCCUGUCGCAAUAGUACAGUUACAAUUGAAAAUGGGACAAUCAGCCAUCUUGACUGUAUCAAAGACUGCCAUCCAGGAUACAUGUACAGUUUCAACCAAUCAGAUUGUAUUCCUUGUCCUAAAAACACGUAUCAACCAAUGAAAGGACAGUUUCAAUGUAAUCAAUGUCCACAUGGUACAAUAACGUACACAGAUGAUCUUCACGUUAAUAUAACCGACUGUAAAGAAGAAUGUCGUCCAGGAUAUUACUUUAAUUUGUCUGAAAUGGUUUGUACAAAAUGUCCACGAAACUCGACACAAGAGAACAAAGGACAGAUCACAUGUGACUUGUGUCCAAUAAAUCUACCAAUCACAGAGAAGGAAGGAACAGUUUUUCAAUCAGAUUGUAUUCAAGAUUGUAAUGCAGGUUCCUAUUUUAACAAAACGACUUUAAAUUGUACCAAAUGUAAAAGAAAUAGUUAUCAACCACAGACAGGAAAAACAAAUUGUUUUAAGUGUGGAAUAAAAAAGAUCACCAUAGAAACUGGCGCUAUUGACAAGAGGCAAUGCAUUGAAGACUGCAAUCCAGGAUACAUGUACAAUUUCAACCAAUCAGAUUGUGUUCCCUGUCCUAAAAACACAUAUCAACCAAUGAAAGGACAGAUUCGUUGCAAUCAAUGUCCACAUGGUACAAUGACGUACACAGAUGAUCACCACGUUUAUAUUAGCGACUGUAAAGAAGAAUGUCGUCCAGGAUAUUACUUUAAUUUGUCUGAAAUGGUUUGUACAAAAUGUCCACGAAACUCGACACAAGAGAACAAAGGACAGAUCACAUGUGACUUGUGUCCAAUAAAUCUACCAAUCACAGAGAAGGAAGGAACAGUUUUUCAAUCAGAUUGUAUUCAAGAUUGUAAUGCAGGUUCCUAUUUUAACAAAACGACUUUAAAUUGUACCAAAUGUGAAAGAAAUAGUUAUCAACCACAGACUGGAAAAACAAAGUGUUUUACGUGUGGAAUGAACAAGAUCACCAUAGAAACUGGAGCUAUUGACAAGAUACAAUGCAUGGAAGACUGCAAUCCAGGAUACAUGUACAAUUUCUACCAAUCAGAUUGUGCUCCUUGUCCAAAAAACACAUAUCAACCAAUGAAAGGACAGGUUCAAUGUAACCAAUGUCCACAUGGUACAAUUACGUACACAGAUGAUCCUCAUGUCAAUAUAUCCCACUGUAAAGAAGAAUGUCGUCCAGGUCAUUAUUUUAAUUUAUCUGAAAUGGUUUGUACAAAAUGUCCACGAAACUCGACACAAGAGAACAAAGGACAGAUCACAUGUGACGCGUGUCCAAUAAAUCUGCCAAUUACAGAGAAGGAGGGAACAGUUUUUCAAUCAGAUUGUAUUCAAAAUUGUAAUGCAGGUUCCUUUUUUAACAAAACGACUUUAAAUUGUACGAAUUGUAAAAGAAAUAGUUAUCAACCACAGACAGGAAAAACAAAAUGUUUUACGUGUGGAAUGAACAAGAUCACCAUAGAAACUGCAGCUAUUGACAAGAGACAAUGCAUUGAAGGUUCUUCACGCAAAUUUAUCGGAAAACUUAAAAAGACUGUUAUUCCCUAUGCAAUAUCGGCAAUUUUGUUUCUGUUUUGUAUUCUCUUGUUGUGUUAUCUCCUUAGAUGGCGGAUGAAGAAAAACAAAAAAAUGACGAGAUCUGGCAAUGGCCGACCAAUAAACCAACGAAAUCGCAUCUUAACUCAAGAUCACAACUCUGAAACCAACUUAAAUGAUCUGACAAACGUAUCUGGUAAUGAAUUUGUGCUCCAGUCUCGAUCACAUCAAAGUCUGAAUCACGUGUAUGAAGAACCGAGAUGGGAACCCGAAAAUCAUUCCAGUGUUGUGAAAAUCAGCUUUGAACCUUGUCCUCCCCGAUAUGAGGAACCUAUUAAUGUAACCUUUCACAAGUCACCACAGAACCAGAGUGUUCAUCAAUGCGAGAAUUUUUCUGUCCGUGAUUCAAUGAUUAAUGAAGAUAAUGGUGAACGAUAUACAUCUUUGAUAUUACCCCCAGGCUGUAGAAAUGACUUGAAAAAUAAUGACUAUCAACCACUGCUGAAGAAUGGUAAUGUAACAAAUGGGGAACGUGUUGAUCAAUACCAAAAUUCUAUUGUCCGUGAUUCAAUGAUUAAUGAAGAUAAUGGUGAACGAUAUACAUCUUUGAUAUUACCCCCAGGCUGUAGAUAUGACUUAGAAAAUAAUGUCUAUCAAUCACUGCUGAAGAAUGGUAAUGUAACAAAUGGUGAAAGUGUUGAUCAAUACCAAAAUUCUUUUGUCAGUGACUUGAUGAUUGAUGAGGAGAAAGGUGAGCAUUAUAAAUCUUUGAUAAAAUUUCCAGGAAGUAGAAAUGAUACAGAAAAUAACGGUUAUCAAUCAUUGCUGAAGAAUGAUAAUGUAACAAAUGGUAAAAGUGUUGAUGAAUAAUGAAAUUCUUCCGUCAGUAAUUCGAUGAUCAAGGAAGACAAAGGCGAGAAAUACUUGAGACUUAUUGAAUGAGACUGAACAUUAUUCUACACCGACAUCAAUGUUUGUUUUAUUACACAAUUAUAAAUGUAAAAGUCUUCAAACUAUUUUUGUAUGGAAGCCAAAAAGUUUUUUGUGAUUUUACAGUAAAUAAUCCUAA